This is a messenger RNA of Exophiala bonariae, 1410 nucleotides long. RefSeq lists its product as uncharacterized. The record is from RefSeq and is a predicted model, not a curated record. The transcript has a single exon. NCBI's taxonomy places the organism in Eukaryota, Fungi, Ascomycota, Eurotiomycetes, Chaetothyriales, Herpotrichiellaceae. Bases 1 to 1410 code for a protein of 469 amino acids.
AUGACUGUCGCAUCUCCACCGGCCUCACCAUUGACACCUUCACGGAAACGCAGGUCACUGCGCCUAUCCAACGUCAACAAUGGCACGACCUCUGCUUCGGGUGAGACUGUCUCCUUCAGUCCCUAUACCAGCGGCACCACCAAUGCCACCUCCUCCUAUUCGAGACGGUCCUCUCGGACGUCGCAGACUUCCUACCAACCACGCUCCCCGGUGACACCCAGACCCAUGUCUUCCAAGUCUUCCAGGCCCCCAUCUUUCUCCCAACGCAGACUCAGUAGGACAAGUCUUCACAGCAACAGAAGUCUAGAACAACUGGAAGACAACAACGGCCUGGGUAGUCUCGCUGACGAGUUGGGACAUGCUUGGGACGGAGAUGAAGACGAAGAUAGUUACCACAACCACGAAGAACAUUCCAAUUUCCUGGAGGGUCUACGAGAAGGUGUCGUUGAACAAGACCCGUCAAUGCGGGAUUUACACAGCCCCUACGACUUGAACGACAUGCACGACUUUGGCUUUGGCAUGGUGAUGCAAAGCCCACACCCGACCCAACUCGAUGGGCCCUCUCCCAUGUUACACGUCCCCCAGACACGUCGAGAUUCCGAACAAAGGGGUCAUCGGAAAUCGGGACAUCAGAGGAAUGAGUCGGCUUAUGAUGGCUCAGAUUAUGGCCCAGAUUCGGAUCUUGAGCAGCCUGAUGAGAGUCUGCCCCCGAUCCUCAGAAAGCGAAUACGGGACCUCGAAAGUCUGACUCGCCUCUGCAUUAAUCCCGAGGAUGCAGUGAGUGAAGGUGGUGGUACCGUUCGCAGAACCAUACAUAGUUUGAAAGAGCUUGGCCCUCAAGGCAAUAUUGAGUAUGGCGUGACUCGAUUGAUCACUGCAUAUACCUCUAUGGCAUCUCACCGAACGAACAAAACCCGAGACAUCUUCACUCAGAGCCACUCCCUGCUGUAUGGUGGAAUGGUGAAUUUGCCGGAAGAGAUCCUCGAUUUACUUCUCGAUGAGGUAAACGAACUCAUCUCGACCAUCCCCUUUCUUCGUCAGCAAAACCCACUGCUCUCCCUUCAGAUCUUGGCGUCACAGACCGAUGAGUUGGGUCAGACACUACGUUCAAUCACCGACUUGUUACAAGAAUUUAAACUGGCAGCGAACACGGCGAGUCGCAAACUCAAGACUGUGCGUGAUCAAGUCGAUGACAUGAGCAUCGAAGAAGAACUCGUGGAAAACAGUAUCAUGCUUAUCCAGGCCGGGGACUGGGAUCGCAGAUGCAGAACCAGACAAGCAGCCAGAACCUGCCAAGAGAUAUGUGAAGGCUUUGCAACGCGAUGGGGUCUUGAUUUCGAUGCCAACCUUGCGGGAGUGCAAGAAAAUGUCAACUCGAGACCCUCAUUGCAACUGAUGGUUUCAGGCUAA